AACUCUGUAGAGAGAGAAAUUCCGCAAGACAGCCAGCCAGCCAGCCAGCAAUGGACAACAAGAAACCGGCCAAUGUGAAAGAACAACCCACUUCCUCUUUCAACUCCAAAUCUCCCACCACAGCUGUUUCUCCCAAGAGCAAGAAGAAAAUGCCACUUGAGAGCAGCAGAAAGAAGCUGGUUUGCAGGAAGGCUAAAAGUGUCAAAUCUGAGGUUAAACAUGUAAAAUCUGUGAAGGCUCUCAGAAAGUCAGAGAGCUCUAAGAAAAAAAGGCUCACAACAUACAAUGACAUGUAUGAUAAUGUUGAGGCUAAGUUCUCUGCUUUUGAGCGAGCAGAGAGGGUGCUGUCAAGUGUAGAUGACGAAUACCCGAGCUUCAUAAAGUGUAUGCUUCCAUCCAAUGUUUCCCAUGGAUUUUGGCUGCAUCUUCCAAAAUCAUUUUCUGAUAUGUAUUUACCGAGUCACGACUCUGCUCUCAUGUUGGUGGAUGAAUGGGGAAACGACUACAAAACUUCGUAUCUUUCGGAGAGGCAUGGGUUGAGUGCAGGCUGGAGAGCAUUCUCAAUCGCUCACAGAUUGCUUAAAGGAGAUCUCCUGAUCUUCUGCCUCACUGGACCUUGCAAACUAAGGGUACACAUAGUAAGGGUAAAUGGCCGGGACGUCGUAGACGCUGCUGUUUCCCUCAUGAACUUGAAUGAUUAUGUGAAAGCCUCAAGUCCCGACAAUCACAAGCGCAAAAGAAUAACAUUUGUGGAGCCAUAUCUUGACAGAGCUUGCCAAGGAGAGAGGGCAUUGCAAUCUUGUCUUGUUUUGGAUCAGCCCAAGCAUCAGGUUGAAGAUUUCGCGCUUGAAGAAGGUCCAAACCCAAGUAGUAGCAAUUUCAGCAACCACCUAAAAGACAAUGCCUCCUGCUCCGGAAUUUCGAUCUUGCCUGACCAUCACACUAUCACUUGCAGCUAGGGGCUUUUCAAACAACAUUUGUCGUCGUCUAACAUUACCAAUUCAUUGAGGCUACAAAAAAAGAAGAACAGGUCUCACCAACUGAAGAUUUUGUCAAGAGAUCGAGAGUGAAAGUAAAGCUUGGGACAAGUGUUAGAAAUCGCGGAGAAUCAAUGAAUGAAUUUUUGCUAGGCCUUCUCUAGUAUAGUAUAUACAUAUAUAUAGGCAUUAUUGAUGACAUUUGUGUACUUUAUAAAUAUGCAAAAUAUGU
Messenger RNA from Cuscuta campestris, 1209 nucleotides. Lineage: Eukaryota; Viridiplantae; Streptophyta; Magnoliopsida; Solanales; Convolvulaceae. The record is from the annotation of a GenBank genome assembly.